Molecule: messenger RNA, 2163 nt
Organism: Ectocarpus siliculosus
Lineage: Eukaryota; Phaeophyceae; Ectocarpales; Ectocarpaceae
Source: the annotation of a GenBank genome assembly
AUGGCUACGGGCUCGCUCUCGCCCAGUGGAGGAUCAACGAGGCAGUCGAGCGAGCCGGAGGCCGAGCGAGGGCAUUCCUUCGACAGCUGUGGUUCAACUCCCUCACAGAGGACGACAAGCGACGGAUCAGGCACAGACGUCGACAUCGGAAGGUGUGGACGCUCUUUGCCACAGUGGGGGGAAAGCCUGAGCAACGCGAACCGGGAAGCCAGAGAGUGGAGAGGACGGCGCGUGCGUGCGGCAAAAAUGCACCAUUGGACACCCGUCGAGGUGGCAAGCUGGAUCUCCCAUCUUCUCCGGAAAGCAGAGACAUCGGGGAAGCUCCCGCUCCUCUUCUCCGGGGAUGCCAAGGGUGGUACGACUAGUAUGGGAGGAGAUGACACCGGCCCAGGUGCUGUGGAAAAUCGGGUGAUCAACCCUACAGAAGAAGAUGCGCAAGAGAGCGGUACUGCAGCCAACCCUACACCGGAGGAAGGGGGGGGAGUGGUCGACUCUUCCGAUACCACCCCGGUGAAAACGGAGGGGUCGUCGUCACCAGCAGCAGCACCCCCUUGUGACCCCGCUCCCUCUCUAGCCGACGAAGUGAAGAAAUGCUCCGGUGUACUCGCUGACGCUCAAGACAGCAGUAUCGCUGGCGUGGGUCAAGCCCAAGGCGAUGAUAACUUUGACAAGAACACCGACGAUGGUGGCCAUGGGGACGUCAACAACAAAGACGACGAUGACGACGACCUUAGCAGUAGUGCCGAAAACAGCAACAACGGAUGGGCUGAAGUGGAAGCUGGCGAGCGUACGGGCUACUCCGGAGCCGCGGUGGAGCCCUUUGCCGUCAAGGAAGGGAUAAAUGGGUGCUGCAUUAUGGAGGCAAUGGAAGACGCGUUGGGACAUACGGAAGAUGCCUUGACCCGAUUCAUCAAGAGCUCGACGAGGCUGGCACGCCCUGCUGAGGUCGAGCAGAAGAGAGUAGAGCUCAUGGUGAGGGAGCUGCUGACGAUCCGGCCGUACUCGACGGCCAGCCAACUCAAGCUCAGGGCGUUAGGCGUCGUCAUCGUGCGAAGCGCUGAGGCUCCCCGAGAUCCAACCAACGACGAAAUUAACGCACAGCUGCCGUCGUUGGCAAGAGUUUUGACUGCGGGUUACCGGCGUCAGGCGGCAAUGGUCGAGCAAGGGUUAGAGUUCGCGGCUGCGAGGAUCCAGGGCCUGGCCAGGGGCAAGAAAAUCCGCAGGGUUAUAUCUUCCAUCUGGCAGCAAGCCAAUGAGUAUGCCCGGGAUAUCGUCCAGGGGGAGAGAGAGGCUAGAAUGAAGAGGGAGAAAGAGCAAAGGGCCAAAGAGAAGGAGGAAGCCUUGGAGCGGGAGAGGGAAGAGGCCAGGCGGUACCGGCUGCGGUUGGUACCACGGGCCUCCUCGGUGACCUGCAGGAGCAUGGUCGUGUCCUUGCCGCUGUUUCUUGUCGCGGCGGCCCGGGGGGCCAGAAGCCUGUCGCUUUCCGAGCUUCGCCCGUGCACCACGUACCGCCUGGCGCUAGCGAUACCGCCAGUCAUUCGGAACGAGCUCCUCGAAUCUGCAAGGUCGCUAGGAGUUACGGAGGCCAUCCGCUCCCUCGAGACACCGACGGAAUCUGAGACAAAAGACAACAACGGUGGCAGCGACGGUGUUAGUGGCGGGGAUGGUGACGUAGGUGCAGCUUCCACCUCAGGGCACUUGGACGUGGAGACCCUCCCUGAUGUCCCCGGCGAGGUGCCACUAUUGAAGUGCAAGGUUCUCACGUCGGCCUCCGCCGUCGAUCCGCGCGAUCCGUCAGGCGUCCUUUCGUUGCGGCGGUGGCAGUCACCGUACCCUGCUAUUGCAAACAUGGACGGUCCUGUACCCGAAGACUUCGUCGUCCUUGCCCCGGGUCGCCCUGAACCCGUAGUUUCCCUCCAAUGGCAGGGACCCGAGAAUAAUGGGCUCGAUAUCUGCAGCUAUACCGUCGAGAGAAGGAUUGGGCGUACAGGAGCUUGGCAAAAAGUUCGUUCGCGAGGCGGCACCUGGAGGCGUGGAGAUGGAGGUGGAGAAGACGGAAGGCAACCACUGACUUUCGACGAGGUGGACGCUCCACUGAGGACCAUCUCCGUCGACACCCUGAGGGCGGUCGCCGUCAACGGGCUUGCGCUUUCCUACAGGUAG